AUGAAAGUUAUGUGCUUUGAUGACAACAUGUUGUGGUUGAGGACAGGGCCUGUUUCUGUGGUUGAAGCUACUUGUUUCUUGGAUGAAUUUUGUUCCUCCUUAAUGCAUAUAUUGUCUCUUCAAAUGCAGCCAAUAUGGCUUGAAGGUAGGGAUGCCAUUUGCCCUUACUGCGAUGGAGGCUUUGUGCAAGAACUUUACGAGCUGCUGCGAGCAGUUUCACGCCAACGCGGAUUUUCGUCCGGAAUGGAAGAUUUUCGUCAAAUGCCUAACAUUCUGGAUGCUGUAAGAGCUGUUAUGGAGCAAAGAGGUUCUGAGUCCAGAACUGGAAUGAGAAUGGCUGGAAGCUACACAAACUUUGAUGUUAGAAUGAGGUAUGGUUCCACCCCACUUCCUUAUCCCUUGGGCAGUCUUUAG
Molecule: messenger RNA, 414 nt
Organism: Sphenostylis stenocarpa
Lineage: Eukaryota; Viridiplantae; Streptophyta; Magnoliopsida; Fabales; Fabaceae
Source: the annotation of a GenBank genome assembly